Acipenser ruthenus (sterlet) is the source of this 2925-nucleotide messenger RNA. Its product is annotated as homocysteine-responsive endoplasmic reticulum-resident ubiquitin-like domain member 1 protein. NCBI's taxonomy places the organism in Eukaryota, Metazoa, Chordata, Actinopteri, Acipenseriformes, Acipenseridae. The transcript is spliced from 8 exons. The record is from RefSeq and is a predicted model, not a curated record. Gene Ontology annotation, biological process: endoplasmic reticulum unfolded protein response; endoplasmic reticulum calcium ion homeostasis; ubiquitin-dependent protein catabolic process. Gene Ontology annotation, molecular function: transmembrane transporter binding. Gene Ontology annotation, cellular component: endoplasmic reticulum membrane. The coding region runs from base 288 to 1490 and encodes 400 amino acids.
ACACUACAUGAACUUCCUGUUCUGCACUUGUGACUGGACGCAGUACCUUGAAGUCCGCACGGCUGGGGUUCGGGUUUAUAAAUUAUAUAAUCGUCAACGAGUCUUUGAACGUUACUAUUUUUAUUAAAUAUAUAGCUAGUAACUCAGUUGUGCAAGAGACCCUGGCUAUUUGGAAUCCGUUGGUUAUUUUGUUCUGCUCCUUUUGGUUGGAAGAAAAAACGUAAACACAACAAGGACGAAGUGAACUUUUCUCUCCAAGAAACAAGACCAAAACAAAAAAAAAGAAAAUGGAGCUUCCACCAAAUCUCGCAGAGCGAGAACAGCAGGCUUUGACGCUGACGAUUAAAACCCCGAAUCAAGCGUACGCGGAUCAGACCGUGCCCGGAGUGGUGCUGACCUGGACCGUGAAGGAGCUGAAGACGCAUUUAACCAGGAUCUACCCCAGCCACCCGCCUGAAAAAGACCAAAGGCUGAUCUAUUCAGGGAAACUGCUGCCAGACCAUCUGCACAUGAAGGACAUCUUUCGUAAGUCGGACACACAGCCUACUCUUCACCUGGUGUGCAGCUUUAAGACCCCGUUGGAUUUGCAUCAGCCCACACAAGCCAAGCUUACAGAAAGGAAUUUGCAUGUGGACUCGGCCCCUCGCACUCCCAGCCAGGCUGUAGGAGCUGCCUCCCCUCCAGCUGCAGGAGACGGAUUGAGACAUAGAGGAAACCUGCAGCAUGGAGCUGCUGCCUGGACUCACCCAGCGAUGCACACAGGAGGAGAUCCGCAGUCACACCCUGGCUUUGCAGCUUAUUCCAUGUACAACCCACAGCAGCUUCUCUGGCUCCAGCAGAUGUAUGCACGACAGUACUACAUGCAUUACCAGGCUGCUCUUGCAGCUGCAGCCGCCUCCCCUCCGGCCCCCAGCCCCCAGUCUCUGCCCGUGGUGCCCCCUGGCGCCCCCGCCCUGGCUGACCAGGCCCCCGUCAACCAGAACAUUGCGCCACCCGCGCCCGUCAACCCAGGAGCCAAUCAGAACCUGCGCAUGAAUGCCCAGGGCGGGCCGGUGAUGGAGGAGGAGGAGGAGCUGAACCGGGACUGGCUGGACUGGCUGUACACCGCCUCGCGCUUCUCCGUCUUCCUCAGCAUCCUGUACUUCUACUCCUCCGUGAGCCGCUUCGUGAUGGUCAUGAGCGCCCUGAUGGUCCUGUACUUGUACACUGCCGGUUGGUUUCCGUUCAGACAGAGACCCGCACGACCAGUUCCCAACAAUCCAGUCCCCGUGCGGGCAGCCGAAGAUAUCCAAAACCAGGAAAACCAAAACCGCAACCACCCUCCGGAGGACGUGUCUGAGGAGGGGCAGGAGCAGGAGCAGGGGCAGGCGGAGGCUCCGCUCCCAGCCACGCUCCCCGAGAGGCGCUCCGUGCUCAUCACAGCCUGGGUUUUCUUCAAGACCUUCUUUUCCUCUCUCAUACCCGAAGGACCUCAAGCGAUCGCAAACUAACGAGGAGAGCAGUGGGCUGAUGUAAACUGCAUUCCAUAGGCGUGCCGAUAUGUACACCACUGGCGUCUCCACCAGUCGGCAGCACUGCACAGUAAGUGGCAGGGGUUCCAUUGUAGCUGGAUAUCGCUCCCCCUCCACUCCCUUUUUAUACCUGAUCUCAAUGUGUGAUGAGGCAGUCUGGACUUUGGGGACAUUUAUAUAUUUAAUACUAUUGAAUGCCAUCGUCAGUUCACAGUACAGUCCAUUUCUACUCUUACUCAUGCAAACAACAACCCUGUCACUGAAGUGAUGCCCAUAUAUUCAAUCAGACAUUUAUUGUAUAUUGUAUACCUGUAUAUACUGUAAAUAGAUGCACACUGGGAAAUAAAUACUGGUGUACAGUAUCACGGCAGCACUUUAUAUUCUCGACCAAACGUAAAAUCUCUGUGCCAUAUUUAUACCCCUGUAAAUGCACCACAGAUCUCAUUUUUCAAAUUUUUUUUUUUUUUUUUGGUGUGUGUGCUGCAUUGCAGUCUGAGAUCGGUACACCACUUCAGUAUCGUAAACAAGCUUCAAAAAUCUUUUGUUGAUCACCCUUAAUGACAAUAAAAAGUAGAAAUACACAGACAGCGCUCCCACUUUCGCUGUCUGACUUUUAUAAAAAGUAAAAUAAAAAAAAUAAUGGGAAUUAGCGAACAACCCUUUUAGAGUCUGGUUCAUAGCUUGUGCUGUACAAUGUACUGUCAAACGGGCCAAAUUGUGAAUGAACCAGACCCCGUGGGAGCGCUGUGUGUAACUCUUCAGUGUAGAAACGCGUGGGCGCGUGCUGCAGUACCUGCUGCAGUGUCUUCUAGUUUGGUCGGUCAUUAGAAACCGCUGGGUCCCCAGUGCCAGUGUUGUAGGGGUCUUUAUCAUUUCAAACAUGUUACUGGAGCUGAACUGCAGUUCUACACUGUUACCCGGAGAGUUGUAAAGAUAACCGGUACAGCAAUUCUAUUCCAGCAGCUUUCAACGUCGUAAAUAAAAGAACAGAAUCUCGAUAUUUUCCUGAGCUCUCUAUACAUUCUCUUACUAUUAACUGUAAAUGUAGGAACAUUAUAGUAAGGAUUAGUUUAACUGUACAUUUUUGUAUAAAUUCUUUCUUUGAUAAGAGGCUGGAUCUAUUAGUUGUACUAUAUUCUGUAUAAUUAUGGCAAGGCUCCCUUUAUCCAAACUGAAGGUGUAUCUGUUUAUUUUCUAACAGUACUCACUGGAGAGGUUUGGGUGAAAGGGGCUCUGUUCUAUCGCUAUAUAGUAUAUACACAAACAAUGCAAUCCCAGUUCCUGUUGUAAUUGUUUCGCAUCAGUCAGCUGUCGUUUGUCGCCUAUAUGCAGCUCUUUGUUAUGAAUGAUCUUGAUAUAAUAAUUCAGUAUGUUUGUGGUAAGCUUUAUUAAUUAAUAAAGGCAUUUUGCGUGA